Molecule: messenger RNA, 2536 nt
Organism: Cinclus cinclus
Lineage: Eukaryota; Metazoa; Chordata; Aves; Passeriformes; Cinclidae
Product: protein Wnt-11b-2-like
Exons: 5
Coding region: 400-1437 (345 amino acids)
Biological process (GO): neuron differentiation; canonical Wnt signaling pathway; cell fate commitment
Cellular component (GO): extracellular region
Molecular function (GO): cytokine activity; frizzled binding
Source: RefSeq, a predicted model, not a curated record
UAGGGAAAAUUUCUCAUGGAAAGAGCUGCCCAGGGCAAUGGUGGAAUCACACCCCUGCAGUGAUUUAAAAUCCGUGCGGAUGUGGCACUUUGGUGACAUGGUCAGUGGUGGCCUUAGCAGUGCUGGGGGGAACACCGUGCACCUCAUCCCUCAACCCCCUCCCAGGUGCUGUUUGGGGACGGUCACUGCUAAUGACAGCUGGCCCUCCCUCCAGCCCCCCUUGUCCCUAACCCUGUGAAUGGCACCGAAACCGCCUUUGUUCCCCUCCCCGGGGGGCAGGACCCGCCACCACCGCUGCUAUAAAAGGGGUGGUGGGGCCGAGCGGCCCCAGCCCUGCUCCCAGUCCCUGUCCCAGUCCCAUCUCAGCUCCCAAUCCCCAUCCCAACCCCAUUCCCGGCCAUGGGCCGCCCCGCCGCCGCUGCCACCGCGCUGCUGUGCCAGCUGAGCCUCUCCGCAGCCAUCCAGUGGCUCGGGCUGGCGGGCAGCAGGGUGGCGUGGAACGAGAGCCAGCACUGCCGGCUGCUGGUGCCGGAGCAGCUGCAGCUGUGCCGCCGGCAUCUGGAGGCGAUGCCCAGCAUCGUCCGGGCCGCCCGCCGGACGCAGGAGCUGUGCCAGCAGAGCUUUGCAGACAUGAGAUGGAACUGCUCCUCCAUCCAGAGUGCCCCCAGCUUCGGCCCCGAGCUGCUCACAGGAACACGGGAAGCCGCCUUCGUGCACGCCCUGGCAGCGGCGGCCGUGGCCCAGGGCAUCGCCCGCUCCUGCUCCUCCGGAGAGCUCCCGCUGUGUUCCUGCGGCCCCGGCCCCUCCGAGCCCCCCGCGCCCGGCUCCCGCUGGGGUGGCUGCGGGGACAACCUGAGCCACGGCCUCCAGCUCGGAGCAGCCUUCACCGACGGCUCCGCCAGAAUCGGCGCUGGGAGCACGCCCGGGCUCAGGGCUGUGAACCGGCACAACGGAGCAGUGGGACGGGCGGUGCUCAGUGACUCCCUGGAUACCAGAUGUAAAUGCCACGGGGUUUCAGGCUCCUGCUCAAUGAAGACCUGCUGGAAAGGACUGCCAGACCUGGGUGAAAUAGCUUCUGACCUCAAAUCCAGGUACCUGGCAGCCCUCAAGGUGACUCAUCGGCUCGUGGGGCCCAGGAAGCAGCUGAUCCCCAAGGAAAAGGAUGCCAGGCCAGUGACAGAGAUGGAUCUGGUUUAUCUCAUCAACUCUCCUGACUACUGCACCCCAAAUCCCCAGCUGGGCUCUCUGGGGACACAGGACAGGCCAUGCAACAGGAGCUCGCUGGGCAGUGGCAGCUGUGACCUGCUGUGCUGUGGCCGUGGCUACAACACCUACACGGAGGAGGUGCAGGAGCGCUGCCACUGCCGGUACCGCUGGUGCUGCUCCGUGGUGUGCAGGCGCUGCCGGCGCAGCCUGGAGAGACACGUCUGCAAAUAAGGAGGAGAACCCGUGUUGGCACCCACCAGGCGUGGCUGGACACCAGGAGCCGGUCCCAAGGGAUGCCCCCAGCAAGGAGGAGGCUGUGCAAGAAGCCUGCUAUCUCAUGGGAAGGCUCAGACUGAGAGAUUUUGGGAAGCCUUCGGUCCCUUCCAACCCAGAGCUCGGGGCAGGACAAAGAGCUGCCCUUCUGCAGCUGGUCAGCAGCCAGCCCUUUGUCUCCAGCUGGGAAAAGCUAUUGAUCAUUCCACAGGCCCCUUUCUCCAGGGAGAACAGGCACCCUGGGCUGCCAUUGUCCCUUUGCAGGAGGAUUCUGACAGCAGCCUGAAAGCCAGGAGUGAUGGAUGGAAGGGGGUAGAGUUAUCCACUGGGAGAAGGCUGCAGGGAUGGAACGCUGCUGCUUUGGGUGAGCGGGUCAUGGGCAGCUCCUUUGGGAGCAGGAUUCUGCUGUGGGCUCAUCCAGGACGCUCCUCCUCAGGGGAAAGCACUGCUCCAGGGCCCUUGGCAGCGUCCCAGUACAGGCCUUUUGCAUGGAGAUGGUGCUGUUCUCACUGAUGGCAGAGACACCAGGGACAGGAGAGGUCGUGCAGCAUGGCGAACCCAUCCCUGACUGUGUGUUAACAACCCAGCCAUGGCAUCACUGUAGCUUCUGUCCCCAUGUCAGAAGUGGAAGUCCACUCUAUAUGUGAAAUUCUCAUGGCUUGUCCUUCCUGCCCCUCCUUCUGGCACACUGAGGUCUUCAGCCCACUCCUUCCACCCUUUGGAACCAGGAGUGUUGGAAUUCUGGACCGGAGAGGGGACACAACUCCAGGGCCUUGGGGAAGCAAGAAAAAACCUUGUGUUUCUGUAUGUCCUGUAGGUGGAAUUUUGGUGUCUGUUUUUAAAUAAAUGUUAUAACUCUCUGUGCGUUGUUUUCUAGGACAAUCUUUCCUGCACGUCCUUCCGAGCUGGUCGUGGAGAAAGACGCUGUAAAGAGAGCCUUGUGUCCAUAAAUCCCCAUGUCCAUUCUUUUCCUUUCACACAUCUGAGGACCAGCUCACUUUCAACUCUUUCUGCUUCCCACUGGCCCAGAUUUGCCUUAAAUUACAGAUGCCUGCUU